Molecule: messenger RNA, 930 nt
Organism: Cydia fagiglandana
Lineage: Eukaryota; Metazoa; Arthropoda; Insecta; Lepidoptera; Tortricidae
Exons: 1
Coding region: 1-930 (309 amino acids)
Source: RefSeq, a predicted model, not a curated record
AUGGAGUGUGCCUUAUGCAAUGUAUCCAUCAGUGACGGAGCCCAGUGUUCAGUAUGUAAGAAGGACAUCGGUUUUUGCUGUGCGGACACCACGGAGCAAAGCUUUAGGAAACUUAGAGGAGACCGGAAGGCAGUCUGGAAGUGCCCCAAAUGUAAAAGGGAAGCUUUGCCGGCGGUGGCAGCCGUAGCGAAACACACAGACGCGUCAGAUACCAUCUUAAAUGAAAUUCGGGACUUGAGAAAAGAACUAGCAUGCCUGCCUGGAUUGGUUAGGGAUAUGGCAACCGUGAAAUCGGAAUUAUCGGAAGUGAAGGAAUCCUGCAAUUUCACUAGCAACAAGGUUGAGGAAUUUUCUGCGCGCCUAGCCGAAAUGGAAAGAAAGCUGCCGGAAGUUGAAGCCCUGAAUUCCACAGUCCAGUCGCUGACCAAUGAAGUAUCGUGGUUGAAAGAAGAACUUGCGCGUAAUGACCAACUAAUGCGACUCAAUAACGUGGAAAUUAAAGGUGUUCCUGUGAAAAAGAACGAGAACUUGUACAAUAUCUUGGACAGAAUUUGCUCGGAGAUUGACUAUGGCGUCGACAAGAAUAGUAUUAACUAUAUUUCGCGUGUGCCAAUUCAGAAUUCUAAGGACAAGCUAAUUGUUGUCAGUUUCAGCAAUCGCUACAUUAAAGAAGACUUCAUAGCAUCAGCGAGACUCAAAAAGAGCAUCUCCGCCGAGGAUAUUGGUUUUCAGGGGGUUACCCACAGAGUAUAUGUGAAUGAUCACCUGACGCCUAGCAACAAGAAACUUCUAACAUCUACAAAGACUCAAUUAAAGCAAAAGGGUUAUGCGUAUAUAUGGGUCAAAUAUAGUAAAAUCCACGUACGCAAGGACGAUAAUUCCAGAGUUUUGACUAUGAACCAUGAACGUGAUUUAAACAAAUUGCUUUAA